Diachasma alloeum is the source of this 1739-nucleotide messenger RNA. RefSeq names its product tubulin polyglutamylase TTLL6 (gene TTLL15). Lineage: Eukaryota; Metazoa; Arthropoda; Insecta; Hymenoptera; Braconidae. The coding region runs from base 106 to 1611 and encodes 501 amino acids. The transcript has 4 exons. The record is from RefSeq and is a predicted model, not a curated record. Gene Ontology annotation, biological process: protein modification process.
GAUAACGCGCAAAGUACCACGAUUGUCUUCGUCCUUGCACCAGUAAUAAUGCAGUGAACAAUAAAUAUCAAUAUUAUCAGUCGUGUUGUUAACAAAGUGCUAAAGAUGUCCAGUGAAAAGAAAAUCGAGGACACUCCCCCGGAGCCGAUGACCGACGACGAAGAAUCAAAAUUGAGAACGACGACGAAGGCGAUCUACAACGUGAUGUUCCUGCCAGUGCUGCUGUCGGUGAUAGCAGUGGUGGUGCUGCAUUACUACGACACCCUGAUCGAGACGCAGAUCUCCCUGGCGAUAAACGAGUCCAAGCCGCUGUACUGGUUGUACAUGAAGAAGGGCGACGAUGCGCACCUGAAGCACGUCAUCAACGUCCUGGAGAAGUUGGGCUACCGUCGAGGGACAAACGAGUCCGACUGGGACCUGCUGUGGGCGCACGACUACCCCUUCCAGGCCUUCCCGCAGCUGAGGAAGGUGAGGCCCCACCAGAGGGUGAACCACCUGCCGGCCUGCGGCUUCUUCACGAACAAAGUUGACCUGUCGAUCACCGAGAGCAGGUUCCUCCCGGCGGCGUUCAGAGUCCCAGAGGAUCGGGAGGACCUCCUCGACUUCGUGAAGAAACACCCGGAGAAGAGGUUCGUGCAGAAGUCCAAUGCCCAUCGGGGGAUUCGGAUUAAAAAAUUCGAGGAAUUCGACUUCGACAAGGGGGAGACGUUCAUCCAGGAGUUCGUGGAGAAGCCGUACCUCGUCGACGGUUUCAAAUUCGACAUGGGGGUCUACACGGUCGUCACCUCGGUGGAUCCUCUGAGGGUCUACACGUACAAGGGAGACGUCCUCUUUCGGUUCUGCCCCCACGAGUACCAUCCCUUCGACCCAGAGGACACCAAGAAGUACGUCGUCGAUGACGAUUACCUUCCCAUCUGGCAGGUGCCCUCCUUGAGGAAGUACUACGAGGAUCUGGGGUUCUCCAUGAAGGAGACCUUCGAUGCCUACGUCAGGGCCACUGGCAGGGAUCCCAACAUUGUGUGGGAUAACGUCGAUGAGGCCAUCAGGGAUGUACUCGUCAAGAAGGAGAAGGACAUGGCGAGUGUCGUCAAGAACUAUCCUGCCAGGAGGAACUUCUUCGAGCUCGUUCGCUUCGAUUUUAUCAUCGAUGAGGAGAUGAAUGUCUUCUUGAUGGAGGCCAACAUGUCCCCCAACUUGUCCUCAGCACAUUUUCCACCGAAUAGACUGCUCUAUGAACAGGUGCUGUUCAAUCUUUUUGCGCUGGUCGGCGUCGGACAGAGGGUGGACACUCCUUUCAGGAAACCUAGUACUUGGGAAGAACGAAGUUUCGAAGUGGCGGAUAAAAAUUUGGUUGUCCUCCCGGAAGUCUGCACCGCCUGCACGGAUUGCUUCAGAGUUGAGUGUCAACUCUGCAAACAGUGUUUCACCGAGGAGAUGAGAUCAACAUUUGCGCAAUGUUACACCGAGCAUCAGAAUAAGAUGGACUUCAAGCGAGUAUUUCCACCGCCAAUCACAAAAGACAUGAUCUUGAAAGACUACAGCCUCAAGAACCAACUCCUAGUUCGCUGGUACCAGGGGAAAUGUGAGAUGGACGUCUCCUGGUGCAAGUAAAACCAGCAAAAAAAAUCUAUAAAUAUUUAUCAAAUACAAACUCCCUCCCCUAAUCAAUUAAGUUUUCCAUGAUUCAAAGUAUAUUUUAAAUAAAGCCAACAUAAAAAAAUCGUUGCACAUCGUCCUUU